Messenger RNA from Antrostomus carolinensis (chuck-will's-widow), 411 nucleotides. RefSeq names its product cytochrome b561 family member D2 (gene CYB561D2). Gene Ontology annotation, molecular function: transmembrane monodehydroascorbate reductase activity. Lineage: Eukaryota; Metazoa; Chordata; Aves; Caprimulgiformes; Caprimulgidae. The annotation marks the transcript as partial. The record is from RefSeq and is a predicted model, not a curated record. Gene Ontology annotation, cellular component: endoplasmic reticulum. The transcript has a single exon.
UGGGCCCUGCAGCUGCUCGCCCUCCUCUGCGCCCUCCUGGGGCUGGGCCUCAUCACCUACAACAAGCACCUGAACGGCAAAGCGCACUUCGUCACCUGGCACGGCCUGACGGGGCUGCUGACCGUGCUGUACGCCGGCGGGCAGUGCGCGGGGGGGCUGCUCCUGCUCUACCCCAAGCUGAUGAAGAACUGGACGCUGGCCAAGCUCAAGCUGUACCAUGCCACCUCGGGGCUAGUGGGCUACCUGCUGGGCUGCACCAGCCUCAUGCUGGGCAUGUGCUCCCUGUGGUUCACCACCUCGGUGACCAGCGUCUCCUGGUACCUCGCCAUGCUGUGUCCCCUCCUCACCAGCCUGGUUAUCAUGAACCAGGUGAGCAACGCUUACCUGUACCGCAAGCGGAGCCAGCACUGA